Molecule: messenger RNA, 3436 nt
Organism: Ixodes scapularis (black-legged tick)
Lineage: Eukaryota; Metazoa; Arthropoda; Arachnida; Ixodida; Ixodidae
Gene: mnb
Product: dual specificity tyrosine-phosphorylation-regulated kinase 1B
Exons: 11
Coding region: 543-2537 (664 amino acids)
Biological process (GO): peptidyl-serine phosphorylation; peptidyl-threonine phosphorylation; protein autophosphorylation
Cellular component (GO): nucleus
Molecular function (GO): transcription coactivator activity; protein serine/threonine kinase activity; protein serine/threonine/tyrosine kinase activity
Source: RefSeq, a predicted model, not a curated record
GAGCUACUCAUUGCGGUGCGUGAAAUGCUGGGCUAGGCUUGCAGCAGGCAGCGCGCGCGCGCUAUGAGCCCGAGAAUUGCGUUGCUUCAGUAGGGCGCAUCUCUGGGCUGCCUGCUGCCAGCCGCCCUCUCGUCUGCUGCCGGGCGUCGUGUGCGGCUCGGCGAUUGGUCGGUCCCGGCCCGACCCGAGCCAAUCGGAGGCCGGCGUCGCAGACGACGCCAGGGGUCGCCGCUGUUGCUGUGCGCGCCGUCGUUUCCCUUCUUUCCUCGCUUCUCGGAGAGGGCAAAAAAAAGCGGCGAAAAGAAGGCAAAAAGAGCGGCUUUUUUUCUUGGUAUUUUUCGGACGAGUGGCGAAACUUUAUGUUGGUUUCCUCCGAAAGGACAGCGCUGGCGGCGGAUUGAGGCGUCCACGAUGGGAAUGAUUCCGUGAAAGCGACGGCGCGUGCUGCUGGCUGGCCCUCGGCGGAUCGGAUUAUUACCUGGUCGAAGCGUCGUGCUGCCGCCGUGUUGUGCCCGCGCGAUGACGGCGCAGCGGCAGCGGGGAUGGACACGCCGGACGACCCCGUCCUGCUCGCCAAGCAGUCCGACUGGACCAAGGGAAGCAGCCAGCUCUUCUACCUGGACACCAUCCGCGUCAAACGAGAACAGCAGCCGCAACAGCCGCCCCUGGCGCAGCCGCCGCAGCCGGGGGUGGGCACCAAGGGGGUGGCCACGUACGGACGCCUGGUGACGCAGGACCAGCUGGCAGCCAUGGCGACGGACCCUCAGCACCAGCAUCCACUCCUCCCCUACAAGUUCAGAGACUCUGGGCAAGCACCCCUGCGCAAGCUCAGCGUAGACCUCAUCAAGACCUACAAGCACAUCAACGAGGUGUACUAUGCCAAGAAGAAGCGGCGUGCGCAGCAGCCCCAAGGCGAGGAUCAGAGCCACAAGAAAGAGCGCAAGCUGUACAACGAAGGCUUUGACGACGACAACCAUGAUUACAUCAUCCGCAACGGCGAGCGGUUCCUUGACCGCUACGAGAUUGACUCUCUCAUCGGCAAGGGCUCCUUUGGACAGGUGGUGAAGGCAUACGACAGGGAAGAGCAGUGCUUUGUGGCCAUCAAAAUCAUAAAAAACAAGAAACCCUUCCUGAACCAAGCUCAAAUUGAAGUGAAGCUCCUGGAGAUGAUGAACAGCCAUGAGAGCAAUGGUACCUGCUGUCAAGUGGGCAAGGACAAGAUCGUCAAGUUAAAAGGGCACUUCAUGUGGCGCAACCACCUCUGCCUGGUCUUCGAGCUGCUCUCGUACAACCUGUACGACCUGUUACGCAACACCAACUUCAGCGGGGUCUCCCUGAACCUGACGCGCAAGUUUGCACAGCAAAUGUGCACGGCGCUCGUGUUCCUCUCUCACCCGGACUUGAGCAUCAUCCACUGCGACCUCAAGCCCGAGAACAUUCUGCUGUGCAAUCCCAAGCGCAGUGCCAUCAAGAUCGUCGACUUCGGCAGCUCCUGCCAGUUGGGGCAGAGGAUCUACCAGUACAUCCAGAGUCGGUUCUACCGGUCUCCCGAGGUCUUGCUAGGCAUUCCGUACGACAUGGCCAUCGACAUGUGGAGCUUAGGGUGCAUCCUGGUGGAAAUGCACACGGGAGAACCGCUCUUCAGUGGAGCCAACGAGGUGGACCAGAUGAACAAAAUAGUCGAGGUGCUGGGUCUUCCUCCCAAAGCCCUGCUGGACAAAGCACACAAGGCGCGCAAGUACUUCGAAAAGCUUCCCGACGGCAGCUACAUGCUCAAGAAGGCCAAGGACGGCAAAAAGCAGUACCGUGGAGCGGGGACGCGCCGGUUGCACGAGGUGCUCGGGGUGGAAACGGGUGGCCCUGGGGGUCGCCGGCAGUCCGAGCCGGGGCACUCCGUGGCCGACUACCUCAAGUUCCGAGACCUGGUUUUACGCAUGCUGGACUACGACCCAAAGGGCCGGAUCACGCCGCACCAUGCGCUGCAGCAUUCGUUCUUCCGUCGCACCGCGGACGAGGGCACGAACACGUCGACGUCUCCGGCGGCCCUGGACGGUUCUGGCGCGGCGGUGCCCCUGGCCUUGCUCCAGGGCGCGCCCCACCCCUCCCAGGGCACCCAGGGGCCCUCCUUGCCCCCCCACAGCAACAACGGGGCCUCCUCCUCCUCGGCCUCCUCGGGCGCCAGUUCCUCCUCCUCUUCGGGCGGCCGUACCCGGUGCGACCCCACGACGGCGACCGCGGGCACCGCGCCCACGGCCCCUCAUCCGUUGCACAACUGUGCCCCCUCCAAGGCCUCUGUCAUCAUCGGAGGGCCCUCCAUGGACUGCGAAAGCCCCGCCUACCGGGGGGCCAAGCCCCGCCCCCACCCUCACGGACCCCGGCCCCUCCCCGACCGACUCAGCCCCAUGGACACGCUGGGCUACCACCACGUGGGCUACGUCGGGGGCGGAGCCUUCCCGCGGGGGACGGGCCCCGCCGACGGGGACGACUCGCCCAUGCUGGGAGUGUGCGUGGAUUCGGCACCGGUCGUCUCCCAUUGAUGUGGCCCCUGCCUAGGAGUGGUGCACCAGUGGGGCGCUUGUUGUUGCGUGGGGCCUCCCGCCGGGCGGGUCCUGUGGCCGCAGACUCUGGGACACUGGGACUGCGGCAAGCAGAGGCCGCAGGACGCCCCCCUUGGCGGGGAGGCGGUGUGUAGCGACGGUGUACAUAGGAGGGCGGCGUGUACAUAGGGAGCCUGCCCCUACUGGGAGGAGGGCCGAGUAAUUUAUACCUGUACAUGCGUGUGUGUGCCGCUCCCGACGCUUGCGCGGGCCAUUGGGAGGGGUCGGGGCAUUGUAUCUUAUGUACAUAACUAUAAAUAUAUACAUACAAUAUAAAUACUAUAAAUAUAUACGCAGCACUCCCUCGCAUCCCCAUCUGUGGUGGAGUGUGCGGGGCGGCAAGCGAGUUUGAACCGGGACCGAUAUUUAUUUGCUUUCCUCUCACCAUUUCUCUACUUACAGGCAUACGAGCUCUCUCUCUCUCUCUCUUCCAUUUGGGUUUGUUUCCUCGGCCCACCUCUGUUGAUCGUGCCCUCGUUUCCCUGCUAGUUCUCCCGCCGUUCUGGGCAGCGCAAAAAUUAACUUCCCCCUCAAGUCGUCUCGCUCCCUUAGUCUCUUUGCCAAUAGCAGCACAUCUCUUUCUCUCUCUCUCUCUCCUUCCUUCCCUGAUUUCAUGCAGUGUAAAUAGGGUCAUUGAUAUAUCCAUAUACACACACACACAAACACAAACAUUGCAGAUGACUGGGGACUGAUGAUCGUGGAUUGAAGAGUGCAAGUGGUUUUUGUAAAAGCUGCUCCUCGGAGGAGACUAGCGUUAUAGGGGACAGGAGAGUGUUGCAGACUUUUCUUACCAACCUUUCUUCCAUUUUUUUUUUAAAGUUUUCUUUAUUUUUUUUUUU